CCUCCGUCUGCUCUCUCAAAUUAUCCUUCUUUCUUUCUCUUAAUAAGUUUUGCGGCUACUCGGUGCCGGACAUCCAUCCCAUCACCUUCAGCAGGGUUUUUUUUAAAUAAAAGUUUUCCACUUUCGGAGGAUCUUUUAGUCGCCUGGAACAAUGAGCGCCUACACCGUGUCGCUGCCCGGCCCCGGGCCCUGGGGCUUCAGGCUGCAGGGGGGGAAGGACUUCAACAUGCCUCUCACCAUCUCCAGGAUCACUCCGGGCAGCAAGGCGGCGCUGGGUAACCUGGUCCAGGGCGACGUCAUCGUGGCCAUCGACGGCGUCGGCACCGACGGGAUGACUCACCUGGAGGCCCAGAACAAGAUCAAGAUGGCUACCUACAACCUGGCGCUCACCAUGACCAAGGCCAAGCGUCCCGCUACGAUGCAGGCACAGAGAAUGGACACCUCUAUCCCCAUGAUCCCACACCAACAGAUUUUCUCCCCCGCGGCCGCUCCCAACUUCAACCCCUCCGCCGCCCUCCCCACCCACCAGCCCAUCGAGGUGAAGGGCCCCGGGGGCAAGGCCACCAUCAUCCACGCCCAGUACAACACGCCCAUCAGCAUGUACUCGCAGGACGCCAUCAUGGACGCCAUCGCGGGGCAGACGCAGGGCAAGGGGCAAGACGGCGGUGCUCUCCCGGUUAGAGGUGGUGUUGUAGACAGCGACUCCCCGGUCUAUCAGGCCGUCCAGAGGGCAGAGCAGGACCAGCACCAGGACCAGGACCGGGACCGGGACCAGGGCGAAUGGGGCCGCCGCAGCGGGUCAGUCAACACGCAGUCCAAGUCCUUCCGGGUCCUGGCCCACAUGACCGGCACGGAGUCCUUACAGGGGGAGGAGGAGGAGGCUCUGAGGAGGAGCAGCCCUACUGAGCAUUCGUCAGCUUCUGUCGGCUCCGCCCCCGCAGAUCUGAACCCUGGUUCGCCUGGCCACGCCCCUCAAAGCCAAUACAGUCAGCCUCCUGCCAUGCAUCAGGCGCCACAAGCCCCGCCUCAGCAGCAGUACCAGCAGCCAAUCCCACAGCAGUACCAGCAGCCAAUCCAGCAGCAGUACCAGCAGCCAAUCCAGCAGCAGUACCAGCAGCCAAUCCAGCAGCAGUACCAGCAGCCCCCUACGCAACAAGCCCCGCCCACUCAGCAGAGCUCCAUUCAGAUCCCUCUUGGCUCCGCCCCUGUCAAGGUGGUGAGCACCGCCUGCAUCUACCCAUCACAGCCAGCUUCGGCUCCACCUCCCGCUCCCGCUCCGCUUCAGCCCCGCCCUCCACCUGCCGCCUCAGCCCCGGCUCCAGGUGGCCCCGCCUCCUCCGGCAACCGACCCCCCUGGGUAUCCGACACCAACUUCGCCGACAAGUUCGACCCCAGUAAGACGACAACCACCACCGUGAAGAUGCAGGCGCUGCCCCAGUCCGCCCCUCCUCCUCCGGUGUACAUCCCCAACCCCUCUCCCUGCGCACCUGCAGCUCCUAGCCCCGCCCCCAUUAUGUCAAACCCCGCCCCGUUUGCACCUGUGGCAAGGGGCGUGACCCAAAGGGCGGAGAGGUUUGCCGCCAGCAGCCGCACGGCUCUGUGUGGGUCCUGUAACAGCGUCAUCAGGGGCCCCUUCCUGGUGGCUCUCGGCCGGUCCUGGCACCCCGAGGAGUUUAACUGUCACUAUUGCCACAUGUCGCUGGCUGACUCCAGCUUCGUGGAGGAGCAGAACAACGUCUACUGCGAGAACUGCUACGAGGAGUUCUUCGCUCCGUCCUGUGCCCGCUGCACAACCAAGAUCAUGGGGGAAGUGAUGCACGCCCUGCGGCAGACGUGGCACACCACCUGCUUCGUCUGCGCGGCCUGCGGCAACGCCUUUGGAAACAGCCUCUUCCACAUGGAGGACGGAGAGCCGUACUGCGAGAAAGACUACAUCUCACUCUUCAGCACUAAGUGUCAUGGCUGUGACUUCCCUGUUGAAGCGGGCGAUAAGUUCAUUGAGGCUCUGGGCCACACCUGGCACGACACCUGCUUCGUCUGUGCGGUUUGCAAUGUGAACCUGGAGGGUCAGCCUUUCUACUCCAAGAAAGACAAACCCCUGUGCAAGAAGCACGCUCACGCCAUCAAUGUGUAGACGACCAAAAAGAGGGACACCUGCUGCUCUGGCCGUCACCGAGGGCAACGCCGCCGGCCAUGGAAAAACGAACCCGAGUCGACGACGACAACUUUGUGUGUGCAGAUGCUCUUUAUGCAAAAUACAUUGUUUUUUCUUCUUUUUGUGCAUUACUACUAUUGAUUAAAACGACGCUGCCUGAUGAUCCCGCUUCCAAACAGAAAAAAAAACAAGUCAUUGUGUUGUUGUUGUUGUCGGCCAUCCAACCCACUGUAUUAUGUUCUUUUCAUUUUUAAUGUUCCUCUGUUUUCUAACGGAAACUACUCGAUGUAACCGCUGUGCAAGUCUUGGGUGUGCCACAUUAAAUAACUUUUAGAUAUUCUCAUCAGUUAAUACACUUUGAAAUGUAAAAUAAAUAUAUGUAACUAAAGUGAUUGUGGACAAAAUAUGAAUAAUAAAGAUAUUAUUACAUGAAAUCUAAAUAAUAAUCAUUUUGAUAAUUUUAUCAUUUGUAGCUUGGAUUGUACCUCAUUUGGAUUAAAGUAGCACAUACAUAAUUUUCAAUCUAAAUCAUUAAUUCACUUAAAAUGAUGAAAAAAGUCAUUUAAAAAUGCAUUUAAUUACUAUUUUAUUUUUUAUAGACAAAAUAAGUCAAUAAAAUGACUGUUGCUAGAUUUAAUUAAAACAUACAUUUUGUUUUGAGUUUUGUUAUGCUUCAAUGACAUUUUAAAAUAAUACAUUUAUAAUAGUUAUUUUUAAAUAGUAUACAUUUAUAACUUGAUUAUAUCGCAUGAAUCCUGAGAUAUUAUAUGACUGUUCUAGUGGCACACUCGAGACUCCAUACUCUCAAACUGUAAAACAAUAAAUGGUCUCCAGAAUAUUGUUCUCAUUAUA
Molecule: messenger RNA, 3007 nt
Organism: Pseudoliparis swirei
Lineage: Eukaryota; Metazoa; Chordata; Actinopteri; Perciformes; Liparidae
Product: LIM domain-binding protein 3-like
Exons: 15
Coding region: 152-2134 (660 amino acids)
Biological process (GO): actin cytoskeleton organization; muscle structure development; heart development
Cellular component (GO): adherens junction; filamentous actin; stress fiber
Molecular function (GO): muscle alpha-actinin binding; actin binding
Source: RefSeq, a predicted model, not a curated record